AUGGCGACCAGUGAUAACAACAAAAUGGCUGAGGAGGCUAAGAAGCCACCUGAAGAGGAUGAAGUCCUCAGCUGUUUCUUCUCCGAGAUCGAGUCCAUUGGCAAAGCAAAGAGCAAUGCCGACAUCAUGACCUUCAACGCCAAGGAGCUCUGUCUGAGGCUUACAUCGCAGACCUUCGCGAGCCCCUACCAGGUUCUGCAGCUCAAGCACAAUGCCACUGAGGAGGAAAUCAAAAAACGUUAUCGCAAGAUCUCCCUACUGAUCCACCCGGACAAAUUCAAGCACGAAAAGGCGCAAGAGGCGUUCAACGUGCUGCUCAACGCCUUCAACGAGAUCCAAAACUCGGAAUCCAAGGAAAAGUACAAACUAGUGUACGAGCAGGCCAGGAAGGUCGUCUAUAAGCGUCACAAGGCGAAUCCCAACGCCACGACGCUCGACCUUAUCGCAGCCGGGGUGCUCGACAGCGACAUACAGCAGAUCGAGAACGAAAUACAGCGGGAGUGCGACGAGAUUCUGCGCAAACAGCAAGAGCGCCGCGAGUACGCAGAAAAAUGCGUGCGAGCGAACAUGGAGUACGAAAAACAGCUGGCCGCUGAGCAGGUCGAGCUCGAAAAGCAGCAGCUCAACCACCAGGUGGAAUGGGACAAGACUAGAGAUCUACGUGUUACCAGCUGGCGUAGCUUCCAGGGCAAAGUCACUACCAAGGACUUCAAGCUCCAGGCUUUCAGGACCGUUGAGCCCAAGCGUGAGCAGCGGCCUGACGUGGAGGGAACCAAACGAGGCACCAUCGCCGAAUCGCAAACAAAUCGCAAGGAGAAACGCAAGAAAAUUGUACAUACAGACGAAUACAAGGCAAGCUGGAGAUGA
Molecule: messenger RNA, 867 nt
Organism: Babesia ovata
Lineage: Eukaryota; Apicomplexa; Aconoidasida; Piroplasmida; Babesiidae
Product: domain-containing protein, putative
Exons: 6
Coding region: 1-867 (288 amino acids)
Source: RefSeq, a predicted model, not a curated record